Molecule: messenger RNA, 898 nt
Organism: Aspergillus vadensis CBS 113365
Lineage: Eukaryota; Fungi; Ascomycota; Eurotiomycetes; Eurotiales; Aspergillaceae
Product: LOG family protein
Exons: 2
Coding region: 110-898 (262 amino acids)
Biological process (GO): cytokinin biosynthetic process
Cellular component (GO): cytosol
Molecular function (GO): hydrolase activity, hydrolyzing N-glycosyl compounds
Source: RefSeq, a predicted model, not a curated record
CGGGGCAAAACCCCUAUUGAACUUCUCUUUUCGAUACUGAAAAACCGACAAGAGCGAGUUUGUGUCUUCUUCAUCAGUAGCAAGUAGAUUCAAGAAGUUCAACGACAUCAUGAGCUCCGCGAAUGGGACUAAGCCCGCAGUGGUCUGCGUAUUCUGCGGCUCCGUGUCCGGCACCAACCCCCGCCACAUGGAAGCCGCGCGCCAACUCGCGUACGAAUUCCACAAGAAUAACAUCCACCUCGUGUACGGGGGCGGCACAGCAGGUCUAAUGGGCACGAUAGCCCGCGAGCUGGUCAAACUCUCUGGCCCGCAAGCCGUGCACGGUGUGAUUCCGCGCGCAUUAGUAAAGGUAGAACCGGGAUACGACAAUGCAACGGAACAUCCCUCCCCAGACACAGACACAGACCCAAGUGCAGGAGUCCAGCAAGCGCGGUCCGGCAAGGACGCGGAAAGAAUCAUUCCAGCCGCUAGUACUACUACCAAUGGCAAUACUACGAAGACAAAGGAGUCUAUGUUCAAGGAAUCCGAGUACGGGACGACCACGAUCGUGGCGGAUAUGCAUGCGCGAAAGCGGCUUAUGGCGACGAAGGUGCAGGAGGGAGGGCCUGGGAGUGGGUUUGUGGCGUUGGCGGGGGGGUUUGGGACGAUUGAGGAGGUGAUGGAGAUGACGACGUGGAAUCAGUUGGGGAUUCAUGGGGCUGGGGUGGUGGUGGUUAAUGUGGAUGGGUAUUGGGAUGGGGUGUUGGCGUGGGUGAGGAAGGCCGUGCAGGAGGGGUAUAUUGGGGAGGAGAAUGGGGGGAUUCUCGUCGAGGUGAAUGAUGUUAAGGAUGUUUGGCCAAGGUUGAAGGGGUAUAGGGUUAGUAAUGGGAGGAUGAGGUUGAAUUGGGGGGAGGAAUAG